AUGGGAUAUAGCGCGCCUGAAGCAGGUGGUCUGAAAGUUUGGACCACUCUCAUAACAAAUACCGCGUAUUUGUCUGGUCUUUUGACUCUCGAUUAUUCGCUUAAGAAAGUUGGCUCAAAGUAUCCGCUCGUUGUUCUAUACACAGACUCAUUUCCCGCGGAUGGACACAAAGCUCUUGACUCAAGGGGCAUAGCGAAACAACAUGUACCAUAUCUUCUUCCAAAAGCCAACAAAGAUUUCACCAACGACAUGCGCUUCUAUGACUGCUGGAGCAAGCUCACGCCAUUCUCACUCGUUAAAUAUGAUCGCGUUGUGCAACUUGAUAGUGACAUGGUGGUCCUUCAAAAUAUGGAUGAAUUAAUGGACAUCACUUUGGAUGCAGCAGAAAUGAAGGGAACCGGAGAUCGAGUGUUUGCUGCUAGCCACGCGUGUGUCUGCAAUCCGCUUCAUAAACCUCAUUAUCCCAAAAACUGGGUUCCGGCGAAUUGUGCCUAUACUACACAGCAUGAUAGCCCAGAUAUCGCACAAACAGCCGGGCCUCCAGCUACCGCAGGCUUAGGGAUACCAAAUGGUGGCCUACAGGUGGUGAACCCAUCUCAAGCAAUUUAUGACAAAAUUAUUGAGCAGCUUUCCUCCUCUGCGACAUCGCAAUAUGAUUUCGCUGACCAGUCUCUCCUUGGCGAUGUUUUCCACGGACGAUGGGUUGCGCUACCGUACGUAUACAAUGCGCUGAAAACGCUUCGAUGGAAAGGAAUUCAUGACGCCAUAUGGCGCGACGAAAGUGUCAAAAAUGUGCAUUAUAUACUAAGCCCGAAGCCGUGGGAUGAAUGGACAGACGGGCAGAGACAAGACGGGCAGAGCCACGAUCCAUCCCAUGCCUGGUGGAUAUCAUUGAAUGCGGAAAGGUUAGCAGAGGAGCAACAGAGAGGUCUCGCGGACGGUUUUUAA
Penicillium argentinense is the source of this 948-nucleotide messenger RNA. Its product is annotated as glycosyltransferase family 8 protein. NCBI's taxonomy places the organism in Eukaryota, Fungi, Ascomycota, Eurotiomycetes, Eurotiales, Aspergillaceae. Gene Ontology annotation, molecular function: glycosyltransferase activity. The record is from RefSeq and is a predicted model, not a curated record. The transcript has 3 exons. Bases 1 to 948 code for a protein of 315 amino acids.